AUGUCCUGGACCCCUGUCCUGCUGGCGCUCCUGGCCCACUGCGCAGCUUGUGGCCCUCAGCCGGUGCUGAAUCAGCCGCCAUCCGUGUCCUCGUCCCUUGGAACCACGAUCCGCCUGGCCUGCACGCUGAGCAGCGACCAUGAUGUCGGUGUUCACAGCAUCUACUGGUACCAGCAGAGGUCCGGCCACCCCCCAAGGUUCCUGCUGAGAUAUUUCUCCCACUCGGACAAGAACCAGGGCCCCAAGGUCCCGGCUCGCUUCUCUGGCUCCAAAGACCUGGCUAAGAACACAGGGUAUUUGAGCAUCUCUGAUCUUCAGCCGGAGGAUGAGGCUGUGUAUUUCUGCGCUGAAUAUGUGGGCUGUGGCACGUACGUCUUCGGCGGCGGGACCCAGCUCACCGUCCUAGGUCAGCCCAAGUCCGCGCCCUCAGUCACUCUGUUCGCGCCCUCCACUGAGGAGCUCAAGACCAACAAGGCCACCCUGGUGUGUCUCAUCAAUGACUUCUACCCGGGCAGCGUGACGGUGGCCUGGAAGGCAGGCAGCACCGCCAUCACCAGGGGCGUGGAGACCACCCAGCCCUUGAAGCAGAGCAACGGCAAGUAUGCGGCCAGCAGCUACCUGGCCCUGACGGCCAGCGAGUGGAAAUCUUACGACAGGGUCAGCUGCCAGGUCACGCACGAGGGGAGCACCGUGGAGAAGACAGUGGCGUCCUCAGGGUGCCCUUAG
Molecule: messenger RNA, 726 nt
Organism: Physeter macrocephalus (sperm whale)
Lineage: Eukaryota; Metazoa; Chordata; Mammalia; Artiodactyla; Physeteridae
Product: immunoglobulin lambda-1 light chain-like
Exons: 6
Coding region: 1-726 (241 amino acids)
Source: RefSeq, a predicted model, not a curated record